AUGGAGUCGCUCGGCGAACGUGGCGGCCUGGGGGGCACCAAGCACUUCGAUGAGAAGCAGACCCAGAUCCUGCCACACAAUGCCCGCUCGAGGCGCACGUUUCAACUUCGCGAGGUUCUCGGAAGAGCUAGCGACGAUCAGGUUCCACGGGCGUGGCCGUAUAGACUGCUCUCAUAUCUAUCAAAGACCUGCAGCCGGAAUUGCUUUGAGCGAUUACAGAUGCGCUCUCCUCUUGUCGUAGCGUCUCUUCUUGGCGCGGCGGUGACCUACAAGUGGUUCAAUGGUCUCAAGCAUGGCCUCACUGCAGCCACAGGCUCGUCGGCGCUAUCUGGUUGGGUCAUCUUUGCGACCGGGAUCUUGCUCGCUGGUUGCGGCAUCUGGUUCCAGUUUCCUUCGCUGUGGCUAUUCAUCUGGCAUUGCUUCCUCGCGCCACUCGGAGACCCGAAGGACCAAAAGUCGCGCCUUGACAAGUUCUAUGAGGGCCAGGCUCAAGUAUACGACAAGACGCGAUCGGGACUCCUACGCGGGCGUAAGACCAUGUUGAACAUGAGCGCCGCCCACCUUCGAGUGAUGAGGGAGAAGAAUCCUGCAAAGCGUCUCGUCUGGGUUGAUGUCGGUGGUGGAACAGGCUGGAACAUAGAGGCCAUGGAUGCUUACUUCCCUAUCUCUCAAUUCGACGCAGUAUAUCUAGUCGACCUCUGUCAGCCAUUGCUUGACAUUGCCCAGGCCCGUUUUCGUGCGAGGGGGUGGAAGAACGUCGUAUGUCUCUGCCAGGACGCUUCGACCUUCUGGCUUCCUGAAUGGAGCGAUGGUAUACACCCGAAAGGAAGCGUUGGCUUCGUCACUCUCAGUUACUCGUUGUCCAUGAUACCCUCUUAUCAUACGUUACUUGAUCGCAUCGAUUAUCUUCUCUGCCCUGAGCAAGGUCUCCUGUCUGUUGUGGACUUCUACACUGCAGGGAAGACCCCUUCGCUGCAUGAGAAGGCUAUUGGCGGAGAGUUGAAAAAGUGCGGAUUCUUAUCACGCUGGUUCUGGCAGAUGUGGUUCGAUCUGGAUCAUGUCGACUUAUCUCCUGGGCGUCGCAACUACCUGGAGUACCGCUUCGGCACUGUGAAGUCCUAUAACGGCCGGAACAAGUUUGUCGUACCAUUGAUCGUCCGUAUCCCCUACUAUAUCUGGCUGGGAUGCUCUCGCGCGCGCGACACUGCGAGGUUCAAGCACGCGUUCGAAGUGGAAGGAGGAAACAUUGUUGGGACGCCCCUUCUCUCACCUACGAUUGCACCCGCCUCGCAAUCGACGGAGAUCGGCCAGCUGGAUCUCGGUCCCAGCGCUGUGACUGCUGAUGCGUCUCCGGAUGCCGUCGUAAUCAACAUAUCGCCGCCACUGAGUUCAUUUCACUACCAACUGAAGCAUACAUGGAGAUUACCGUACUUCGAGUCUCCCGUUCACUCUCAAUUCCGUACAUUCAUCUACUCGUUCACGUGGGAGGACCCCGACGUUGACCUUCAACACAUGGAGUUGAGCGAGAACGACUCGGUAUUUUGUAUAGCCAGUGCUGGCGACAACGCCCUCCAUUACGCAAUCAAUGCACGCCCUCAUCGCAUUCACGCCGUGGAUAUGAAUCCAUGCCAAGGUCAUCUGGUCGAACUCAAGCUCGCCGCGCUCAAAGCUCUCCAAUACGACGAGUUCUUUGCUCUGUUCGGAGAAGGCAAGAUGUCCUUGCGCAAGUUCCGUGCAAUCCUAGAUGGCAAGCUCUCGCCGUACCUAUCUUCCGCGGCCUAUCAGUUCUGGAGAAUCAAUGCCACUGCUUUCGAGCGCUCCUUCUACAGGCGAGGAUACUCGGGUUGGGCUCUCCGUCUGGCACGUGUCUUACUGAGGCUUCAUGGCGUCAUGGGGGAAAUGAAGGCCAUGUGCGAAGCGAAGACAAUUGAGGAGCAGGACCGCAUCUGGAAGAACUCACUCCGUAGGAUCUUCGUCGAGAGCUGGCUCGUUCGCGCGAUUGUCAACAACCCUAUCUUCCUCUGGAACGCUCUGGGGGUCCCGCAAAACCAGAAGGAUGCAUUGACCAAUGAAGGUUCUGUCUCCCAGUUCCUCCGUGACACCUUGGAUCCCAUCGGGUCGCACGCACUACUGAGCAAAGGGGCCUACCAUUAUCUCUUGUGCCUUCUUGGUCGUUACACGCCCGAAUCAUGCCCUGAUUACCUGACGCGUCGUGGGUUCGACGUCUUACACGAGAACCAAGACGGCGUUCUUGAUUCUUUCCGCUUGCACACAGAUUCCAUAUUACAAGUACUGACCGGUCUGACACCGGGCUCGAUAACGCGGAUGAUCAUCAUGGACCAUCUGGACUGGUACGAACCUUCCCACGACGAGGCCUUGACCGAGAUUGCGCAGAUGCAUCGCGUUCUGCCAAAGGGCGGAAUGGUGUUCUGGCGAUCGGCGGCGAAGUAUCCGUGGUAUAAUCAGGCAUUCGAGCGCGCCGGCUUCAAGCUGACGCCACUCGGCAUCCGCGAGGGCCCGGAGAAGGCUAUCGACAGAGUGAACAUGUACGCAUCCUUCUGGAGGGCCGAUAAGCUGUAG
Molecule: messenger RNA, 2580 nt
Organism: Peniophora sp. CBMAI 1063
Lineage: Eukaryota; Fungi; Basidiomycota; Agaricomycetes; Russulales; Peniophoraceae
Source: the annotation of a GenBank genome assembly